Messenger RNA from Lodderomyces oxycetoniae, 951 nucleotides. It is a transcript of the gene FGR41, whose product is annotated as Fgr41p. Lineage: Eukaryota; Fungi; Ascomycota; Pichiomycetes; Serinales; Debaryomycetaceae. The record is from RefSeq and is a predicted model, not a curated record. The transcript has a single exon. Bases 1 to 951 code for a protein of 316 amino acids.
AUGAAAUUGGCCAAGUUACUCUCCGGUUUAGUUUCAUUUCAAUUGAUAUCCCAUGUUUUUUCUGCUCCAACUUCAAAUGACAAUGACAAAAGGGAUGACAAUGUUGAUUCUGAUGAUGAUGUGGUUGUUGUAAAAUUGAAAACUACAAUUCAAACAACUCAAACAGAUACCCACAUUGUGCAUGCCCCAACUUCAACUUAUACUAGUUUGAUAGUCAGCGAAAGCGUUGUAACAGUGACACAUUACACUGCAACUGUUACUUCUACAAUUUGGGGUACUCCUCAUACGUAUGUUACUGUUGCGACAACUCCUGUAUCUGCAGCCGACGUUGAACCUAUUCCACAAAACGAGAUAACUGUAUCCGUCAAUGCAGGAGCAGUGCAACUGGCAAGCUCAAAUCAGAACCAAAUUAGCUUGCAACAAGUUGCUGCAGAACCAACCAGCACUAAUAAGGGCCUGUCUACAUCUACAUCUACAUCUACAAGUACAUCAUCGUCAUCAUCAUCAUCAUCAUCAUCAUCAUCAUCAUCAUCAUCAGUGUCCUCCUCCUCCUCCUCAUUGUCAUCGUCAGUAUCCUCACCCUCAAGCCCAGCUGCAAGUCCAGCAACUACUGCUAAAAUUGCUCAGACUACAAGUAGUUAUACCCCGAACCCAACCACAACAUCAUCUACAAAUGCGCAAAACUAUGUAUCUACCCUGAUAGUGACAAGAGUAACAACAAUCAGCGUGUCAAGUUCAAAUACAGCCACCAAUUCCAAUAACGAUAAUGGUCCGGUUCUAACAGAUGCUGCAGUUCCAUCAUCAACUGACUCUUGGAUAAUUGAAAAUGUUGUAACUACAACAUCAGAUGGAGUUUGCUAUAUUAAUUACGACUACUAUUAUGAGACUGAUACUGCAGAAGAAACAGUUACACUGACCUCUAUUAUUUACACAACUGUAACGCUCAGUUAA